GCCGUCCAUUCAACCCCGCGACAGUCGACAUGCCUGGCGAAUAUACUUGCGGACGCUGUCUGCAGGUCCUCCAGCGAAGGAUUUCUAUUCAAAGUUCUACGUUUCGAUUGCAAACUGUGGUCAAUUCGCCGGGUCCACGCAACUCUCCCUCUUCUUUCUCCCGAAGGUUUAGUUCGCAGAGCAACCAUCGCUUUCCACCCCAAUCCUCCCAGGGGCAAUUGAAACGGACAUCGUGCCCAUCCUUGUCGCCUUCGUCUGCUGCGUCUCCAACUGCAAAGCAGCUAACGCACCGAGCCUCGUCCACCUCGUCGAGCCAAGCGCAGGAGUCAAGAACUUUGCUGAAACCAAACAACCUCUUUCACCCUUUCUCGAAAUCCCCUGCACCCGCGAUUAGACAGCGUGCGGCGUUCAUCAAACAGAAUGCUUUUUGUCCGCAUCCCAGUCAUCAACAAACCCGUGCAGCGCUCUCGCCUCACGAUCCUGAAUCUCGGAAGAGCCCCGAAAGCGCACUGCCUCCGGCCCACUCUCACUUUGAGUGCCCCGAUUGUGGCGUUCCCAUCUACUGUUCUGAGGGACACUGGAUGGAUGAUUUCGAGGCGCACCUGGAGAUCUGUGACACCAUCAGACAAAUCAACGAGGAUGACCACGACCUUCAUUCGGGGCGUUUUUUCCCCGAGUUCACCUACCCAGGGCUGCAGGACGACAACUUUGUCAUUAACAUGACCAAUUGGGACACUUUCCUUUAUACACGGGAAUUUGAUGCGAUCAAUCAUGACCGAAGCAUGCGACAAGUGACCAGAAUGCUUACAUACCCGCUGACGAUCGGAAGUGUUCUGCAUGAGCUGAGUCCUUACAGCGUUCGAAAGGGAGGCCGACUGACUACCGAAGGGCUCAAGAGCGUUAGCGCUCUUCGAUACACCUUGCACCCUCCAAAGACAGGAGAGGGUGUCGAUAUCCAAGGUCUGCGCCUGAAGGCACCCCCAGUUCGAGUAUUCAUCCUCGGUGCGCGGGCGGAAUCAUCCCUUCCCCGUGAUGUCUGGCUGCAAUUGAGCUACAUUUUCCCGCGGUCCUUGAUACACUUGAUUUUCAUUGGACCUGAGAGUAUGGCCAACCGUGACGACGAGUUCCCACUUCCCGAGCGGACCCCUGAGAAUCCGUUUGGGGGCAUUGUGGAGGAUCGACUCGGUGGCCAGUUGAAGAUCACAACGUACGUUGACUACUUCCACACCAUGUACAAAGCGCAGUAUUUCCAGCCGUUUGAUCCCUAUCUGGACUGCUUUGUGCUUUUCCAUCCGGGCCUCGGGCACCCUGCGAGCUCUCAUGAGUGGGAAGAAACUCUGCCACAGCUUUUGGAGACCAAGGUCCCCAUCAUUACCACUGGGUACACACAGUGGGACAUGGAGAGGGAUAUCAACUGGGUUCGCGAGAAAUGCGCUGGUGAGUUUGACAUACUCCUUGAGCCCGGCGAGAAUAUCUUCCGUAGUCUGCGUUGGGAUUUGAACGACCUGGACCCUCACGAUGUUUCUUGCGGAAAUUGGGGCCUGUGGGCAUUCAGAGGAAAGAGGUACGAAGCUACCUACAGGGACUCAUAAGAUGCUGCGAGCGUCUGCAGCGCUGAUGUAUAUUCUUGUACAUUGUAACAUAAUAAUAUGCAUUCCUCUCCUUCCU
Aspergillus novofumigatus IBT 16806 is the source of this 1668-nucleotide messenger RNA. RefSeq names its product putative mRNA processing protein (Mss51). Lineage: Eukaryota; Fungi; Ascomycota; Eurotiomycetes; Eurotiales; Aspergillaceae. The transcript is spliced from 3 exons. Gene Ontology annotation, biological process: mitochondrial respiratory chain complex IV assembly. The record is from RefSeq and is a predicted model, not a curated record. Gene Ontology annotation, cellular component: extrinsic component of mitochondrial inner membrane. Bases 30 to 1592 code for a protein of 520 amino acids.